AUGAGCCUCGACGACUGGGUCUCGCGCGACACCGUCGAUCCUGAGGUUCGCGCGCAUGUCUACAGUCUUGUCUCAGCAGUUGGUGGCUCCAGUAUCGAGUUUGAGGGUCGCUACGUGCUUGGAGACGAUGCGCUUGCCUGUUUGAAAGAUAUCCGCCGAUGGCUGCGACUAUACGACCAGCGAUUGAAUCGACAUGAUGUGGCGAGAUGCUUGGCUGAGGCAGAUGUGGUCAAGGGAGACCUUUGCGAAAUUCUGGCGCUUUGGACCGAGGAGCGGAUGAAUGACACUCUCAAGCGCAAGGCUGCUCUGGCCGCGAUGGAGGUGCUGGUCCCAAUUACCUGGCCUCUGCAGCUCGAUCAGGACGAAGCGACUGUCAAUCACCAUCGACACAUCCCCUACCUCCAGCUCGCGCAAACCAAGUACAAGAGAGUGAUAAUGCAACACCAUGCCAAAACUCUUCGCACUGCCGUACGAUUAGCUCUCCCUUCCAUGGCAGAGCCCCGACGCGAGAGAAGCAAUCGUGACAAUGGCAUCAUCUCGAUCGUGCUCUACUUUUUUCGGAAUAUUGCCCUCAUCACACACCCUCCAAACCUUCCCGAAGACGAUAAUCAGGCGGAGAUUUCUCGAUCGGCUACAAUCGAUGCAUUCCACUAUCAGGAUAUCUUCCAGGUGUUGCUGACAGUGGCCUCCAGCAUUGGAGACGAAUUCGUCGAUCAAGAUGUCAUUGUGCUGGAAAUUCUGUUCCAUCUACUGAAAGGCGUCGACGUCGAGAAGCUAUUCAUGGAGGAGGAGAAGCUGGCCAGCUCCAACACCAACGAUUUGAGGGAACUCAUUCAGAAGGAAAAGGCCAUGCUUGCAAGUUACGCAAAACAUGCACCAACCAGACACAAUCGCUUUGGAACUAUGAUUUGGGUCAAGAGGGAUGACGAAAAAGUCUCCACGGUUUCAGGGCAGGAUGUGCUUGCGAGCAAUGAGAGGAGCCUGCAGAAGAUGGACAAGACGAAAAAAUGGAACAAACCCAAGCACACCGGAAAGAAGAAGAACAGCGAUCUUUCGUUCGAUGAAUUCGACAAAAAGGUCCCCCUUGACAAGUCCGCGCGGAAACACCUUAAGACUUUCGUCGAAGAGUUCCUGGAUUCAUCCUUCAACCCCUUGUUCACCCACCUGAGGAAAGCCAUCGAGAAUGAAGCUGACCGCGUGCUUAUGGAAACUCAUCCGAGACAAUUCUGCUACCUAAUCUCAUGGUUCCUGAAGGCCGAGUGUGCGCGCCGCGCGAAGGCCAAAAAGGCUGCUCAGAAGACGGGCUCCACUACGGCCACUCCAGAAGAUGAAAGCUUCGCUUUGAUUGCCUCGGUGAUGAACCAAGAGACUUUCAUUCUCUUAAACAGAUUCAUGCAGCUCGGUCUGGAUAGCAAGUCAUGGCAAGAUUUGAAUGCAGCUAUGAAAUGCUUCACGCAAAUCCUCCAGACAGUCCAGGAAAUGUCAGAAUCUGCCUUGGAAGACGACCAGGAAAUCGCCGAAAACAUUCAAAACCGUAUUUUCUACGAAGAGACGACUCAUGAUCGUAUGGUCACGUUACUGCGGAGCUACAAGGAUCAAGGACUGGGAUACUUGGAUGCUUGCACUGAGUUAGCACAUGUCUUCAUACGAAUGCUCGAGCGCUAUUCCAAGCAAAAUGUUGAUCUCCAGGUUCGAAGCCGUAGGCGAGCGCGCAAGAAGGCCAAGGCAGUUGCACAAGCCAACGGUGACGGGGAGAUCGAGGAUCAAGGUGAUGGAGAAGAUGAUGUCGUUGCGGCUCAUCGAGCGACUUCUGAGAGGAAGUUCGACUUUGCUCGGUUUCAAGCCCGUUUCACCACUCAGGGCUGUAUCGAUACUUUUGUGGCCUUCACUCGAUAUUACAACGACCUCAAUGUCGAACAGCUGAAACGCGCCCAUCGCUUCUUUUACCGUGUCGCCUUCAAACUGGAGAUGGGAAUUAUGCUGUACCGCGUCGACAUCAUCUCUCUUUUCAAUAAGAUAAUCAAAGGCCCGGAGGGUCUUGAUAAAUCUUUGCCCAUCUUCAAAGAGUGGGAAGAACUUGUGAAACAGAUCUUCCGCCGUUGCAUCAAAAAAGUUCAGGAGCGACCAGAACUUGUUGUCGAGAUGCUUUUCAGCAAGAUCCCGGCAACUACCUAUUAUCUCGAGCAUGGCCACGACAAGGAAGUCACGACGAGAAUACCAAGGCCGCCGGCUGAACUUGAGGUGAAGGGAGACUUAGACAAGAACGGUCAAAUCGGAGUCGCCGUGUCUCUUCUCAUCAAUCAGAACAAGUCAGACCAUUUGGCGUGGGUCAAGAAAACUCUGUCAUCUGCAGCUGAAGAGCGUAGUGCAUGGGAGCAAGAGCAAGCAGCGCGCAAAGCUUCGACGGAGUCUUCUGGGGACCAGGUUGCCCCUUCGAUAGAGGAAGAUACUGCGCCAUCAAUUACCGUGAAACCAGAUAACGAGGAACGCCGCAUUGCCUUGUUCAAAGACAACAAGCUGCGCUUACUCCUCAAGACUGUUGGGUUCAUGAGAUUGGGUCUUGAUGAAGAUCAGGAUGCUAACUGGAUCAUUCCUCCCUCCCUCAGCUCUGACGAACUUCGAGAAAGUGAACAAGCCAUUCAACAAACGGAGUGGGAGCCACCAAGCUUUGGCGAAGACAAGUCAGCCGAAGACAUGAUCCGUACAAAGCGACAACGCGUUGCCCUCCGUGGCGAUACUGACGACGAAGAUGACGGUCCUGACGCUCUGGAUGAUGAAGAGCUGUUUCCAGCAGGCGGCCCAACCGCUCGCCGAUCCGACGCUUUGGAAGAGCUUAAAAAGAAGAGGACUCGGAGAAAGAGGACAGCUAGCGAAGAGCCAGAUGACGAAGAAAAGGAAAGGAAGAGGGAAGCACGUCGUCAAAAGGAAUUGGAGAAGAGACAGAAGAUAAAGAGCGCUCUGUUUGUUCAUUCGUCAGAUGAGGACACGGAUGAAGAAGCAGACAGAGAAUUUUUCGCUGCUGAGGAGGAGAGGAGGAAGAAGACGGCAGGGAAAAUCACCAGGGCCCUCAUCAGCGCUCAGAUUCAGGACACGGCAAGCAAGAAGAGGAAGUCUACGGCAGCAAGCAAAAAGAGCAGGAAGAAGCGGAAGGGAUCUGAAUCUGACAGUGAAGGAACUCAUACCGGCCUGGGCAGCCGUUCCUCGUCGGAGGAACCCGUCAGCCGGCUAAGAAUCGUUAGCGAUGACGAGGAAGAGGAAGCUGUUGAUACACCCCUGUCAUCUCAGCAUGGCUCGAAGGAUACUGCCAAGGAACAGCCUACAGAGGCGUCGGCCAGUGCAGCAAAGACCACGCAGGAUGUCGAGAUGCAGGAGGCCGAUGACGAUGAUGAGGACGAGGACGUUCCAGCCCGUAAGCCCGUGCGGAGGAACAACGUUCGCGCAGGUUUCUUGAUUGACAGCGACUCUGAAUAG
Messenger RNA from Lasiodiplodia theobromae, 3471 nucleotides. Its product is annotated as DNA repair protein. Gene Ontology annotation, biological process: replication fork arrest; DNA replication checkpoint signaling; DNA repair. The coding region runs from base 1 to 3471 and encodes 1156 amino acids. The record is from RefSeq and is a predicted model, not a curated record. Gene Ontology annotation, molecular function: DNA binding. NCBI's taxonomy places the organism in Eukaryota, Fungi, Ascomycota, Dothideomycetes, Botryosphaeriales, Botryosphaeriaceae. The transcript has 3 exons. Gene Ontology annotation, cellular component: replication fork protection complex.